UAAAAACCUCACCUGAACGGAUACAAACCGACCCCAAGCAGCAAACCGGCCGGUCACUGCUCGUUGGAUUCUGGAAUUCACUUCUUUCACCCUCUUCACAUACCCCCUUCCUCAUCGCCCCGUGGCUCUCCGCAGUUGCGCACUUCUCUCCCCUUCACUUUCUUCUCUUCCAUCAGACAGAUUAGGCCCCUCUUAUGCCAUCCCUUUCUCCCUUGACAAGCAUAUGGUGAUUUUGGCCAGAAGCAGCUAGCCGAUAUAAUAUGCUCGGAAAGGUUGUGACCUGCCUGAGGUGGGGUGAAGAGGAGUUGGAAUUAAAUGCUCUUCUAACCUAAAUAGCCAAAGAGGAACUGGAAAUGAGAAGAUGCUCUUCGCCAAAGGACUGCUCUUUUAGCUUCAUUUCAUUAGGAGGACGUGUAGAUGUUUCAGCCUUGAGCAAUUGAGCACCAUUUGUCCAUUUCAGGUGUUAUUAGAUAUAGAUGUGAUCAAGGUGUUUGCCUAGUCUUAAUCCAAGAUUCCAAGACCACCGAGUGUGUUUACCACAUCUUCUUCUGCCACUAUUUUGCAAGGUUGUAGCACGCCUGCACCAUGUACUGGAUUUCAGACGUGACACUGAAAAUCAUAAACCAGAAAGAAGGAUGACAGAAAUGGAUGGGCAUAUUUUUUAGGCUCUCUCCUAAGGUCCCCCUCCGAUAGCUUGGGUGUAACACCACCAUAUUUAUGUGGAAAGAUAGAAAGUUACUUAGCUUCCCAUCGCCAAAACGUUUUCCGGCCUUAAGCGUAUAACUUCAACCAAACAAUUCUCAUGCUGCUUCACGCCUUCACAUCUGCUCUCUUCCUUCAUCCGCUGCUCGUGUUACCUUCUUUGACUUUACUGCUACUCUCCAAACAAGGAACAACCAAGUGAAGUGUGCUAUUUUGAAUCAACGCCUUAGGAUCAUGAAUUACUUAAUAGUGGUAAUGGAUGAAAAGGACAGAGUGAAGUAGAAAAGCUGAAGAGUUGCAUUUUGGCCCUUGUCUAUCCAACUACUAUACAUUUUAAGUUGCAAUUUUACUGUUGUAUGAGAUUUUCUGAACUCCAACUAAUAUAUUAUUUUCAUUCUUUCAAAAUGAAAUAUGCAAUUUUUAGUCCAACAAUAAUUUUGAAAACCUGCCGAUUUGAACCCAUCACAACCCCCCACACCAUGUGGAUGAUGCUAUAUGCACAAUGUACAAGACCCAUGUCACAGUCUACAUCUAUUCCGAAGAAACAGCAGCGAGUGCGGGACCACGGCUUUGACAACUACAUGGAGGUGGAGAAGAAAACACGCAAAGUCCUGAAAUUCCAAGACCUAAUCCUCACCCAGCCAAACUCCAUGAUCUCUGUUUCUCACUUGGACGUGCUGUCACGCAGGAUUGGGUUCAAACAACAUGAAGUAGCAAAAUUCAUCCUCAAAUUCCCCCACAUUUUUGAGAUAUUUGAACACCCAGUUCAGAGGAUUCUCUAUUGCAGGUUCGCCCGAAAGGCUCAGUUGCAGAUGUGUCAAGAAAACGAAGCCCUUUUGGCUCAAAUCCCGGAUGCCAUCACCCGGCUAAGAAAGCUUCUGAUGCUCUCAAACACGGGUCGACUCCGGCUGGAGCAUGUUCGGAUUGCCCGGAAAGAGUUUGGGCUGCCGGACGAUUUCGAGUACUCGGUAAUUCUGAAGCACCCUGAGUAUUUCAGAUUGUUUGAUGGCACGGGAGAAAGUAGACACAAGUACAUUGAGAUUGUAGAGAGAGACCCGAAACUGGGGGUGUGCUGUAUUGAGAAAGCAAGGGAGAAAGAGUAUAGAGAGAAGGGCGGGGAGGCUGAGAAUUUACGGUUCUCGUUUAUUGUGAAUUUUCCUCCUGGUUUCAAGAUUGGGAAGUACUACAGGAUUGCAGUGUGGAAGUGGCAGAGAUUGCCUUAUUGGUCUCCGUAUGAGGAUGUUUCGGGGUAUGAUUGUAGAUCUCUUGAAGCGCAGAAGAGGAUGGAGAAGCGGGCGGUUGCCACCAUUCAUGAGCUCUUGUGGUUGACUGUUGAAAAGAAGAUAACUUUAGAGAGGAUUGCGCAUUUCAGGAUGGCCAUGGCUUUGCCAAAGAAGCUCAAAGACUUCCUCCUUCAGCACCAGGGCAUAUUUUACAUCUCCACGCGGGGGAACCAUGGGAAACUGCACACUGUGUUUCUCAGAGAGGCUUACAAGAGAGGAGAGUUGGUUGAACCCAACGGUCUAUAUUCGGCAAGGAGGAAGCUGGCUGAGCUGGUACUGUUGAGUCCUAGGAAAGCACCAAAAGUAGUGGAUCAUAAUUUGGUCAGUAGUUAUGGUUGGAGAGACGAUGGCGAAGCAGCAGCUUAUGUUCGAAGUGAGGACGUUGAGAAUGACAGUGUCACAACAAUGCGUGGUGUUGAUCUGAGAAAUGCUGGUUCCAGUUUGUUCGGUGGAUCUGCCGAUGACAUGGAUCCCUUAGGCUCUGUUAGUGAUGAUGAUGAUGAUGAUGAUGAUGAUGAUGAUGACGACGACGACGAUACUUGUCACAGGCUUGAAUAGUUAACCGAGAACUGCUUGUAUCUCGAAUGACUAGUUAAUGGUUUGGUUGGGGGAGCUUCAAAAAAUUAGCCUUUGGAGGAGCCCUCAAACGACUAGUUAAUGGUUUGGUUGGGGGAGCUUAAAAAAAUUACGAUUACCCAUUCAUUUUAAAAUAAAAAUUCCCACACCUUCAUUACUCAUUCUCUCUACACAUAAUCUCCUAUAUUCUCUACUCAUACAAUCUUCAUCUUUGC
Cuscuta europaea is the source of this 2776-nucleotide messenger RNA. The record is from the annotation of a GenBank genome assembly. NCBI's taxonomy places the organism in Eukaryota, Viridiplantae, Streptophyta, Magnoliopsida, Solanales, Convolvulaceae.